UUGAUAUAUCCUAACAGCUUUAGGAACGGCAGUUCUUAACACUACCAGUCCCCAAACAUGCAAGCCGUGUCUCUGUUUUGGAUAUUAAUUGUACCGACAACAGCUUUUAGAGUGAAGGUGAGCCCACAAAAAGCGGUGAGACAUGUUGGAGACGCGUUGAAGUUGACAUGCACGCAGACGGUCUGCCCAGAUGAUCAGUUAACCUGGGGAACUGCAACCGACAUUCCGCUCUUCGGCAACCUGAAGGACAAGGAAUAUGUGAUCAACAACCUGACCUUAGGCCAUAAUAUCCGAAUAUACUGCAAGGCCUUCUGCCAGAACGAAAAAGGGCAAGGGAGCGCAGAGAUAAAAGUGUAUCCAUUUCCUGAGGGUCCUGAGAUAUCGGGCACCGAAGGUUUGCGUGUGGGUGAGGAGAAAAGCAUCAACUGUUCUCUCCGGGCUGUUGCUCGUGACUACAAAGUUGAUAUCGAAUGGCUUCUUGGAAAUAAAGUUCUUCAUAGAUAUACAGAUCUAAAUAAAAGUGACAGUGAGGACACUCGGAACGUAUACUCCGUCUACAAACUGAACACUUCGGUUCAAGACAAUGGGGAAACACUGACAUGCCGGGCAAACCUCAGCCUUGAGUCUAAUAACCGACUUGUCGGAGAAUCUAGUCGUCGUUUGACUGUUUCCUGUAUGUUGACUGUUUAUAUUUCUCAGCUGAUUAACUACUGA
Molecule: messenger RNA, 714 nt
Organism: Chanos chanos (milkfish)
Lineage: Eukaryota; Metazoa; Chordata; Actinopteri; Gonorynchiformes; Chanidae
Gene: vcam1a
Product: vascular cell adhesion molecule 1a
Exons: 3
Coding region: 58-714 (218 amino acids)
Biological process (GO): cell adhesion
Cellular component (GO): plasma membrane
Molecular function (GO): integrin binding
Source: RefSeq, a predicted model, not a curated record